GGCCGCUCGUGUCGCAUCGCCCUGCAGGCGCGGAGCCCCCGCGGCCUCAGGGCCACGGCCCCCCCCGCCCGCCGCCGCCUCGGCCCGGCUCUUCCCAGGGCAAAAUAAAGCGCCUCCACAGAUGCUCGCGGCAGCCGCAUUGCAACCGCCGGGGAGGGCAGGGGAGGCGGACAUUGUCCGUGUGGUCAGGCGGGAACCGGGGUGGCGCGGCGCGGCGCGGGGGGGCACCUGCCGCCCGGGCGAGGCGGCUCCUGCCCCUCGUGAAAGGCGCGAGCACACGCCGUACCUGCCCAGGGCAGCGCCGUCGUUGCUGCCACCUCAGUGUUUUUGCAGCGGGGCCCCGCCAGCAUCCGCGUUUGCCAUCCUCGCCCCUCUUCGCGGGGCUGUCGCCGGCGACAUCUGCCAGCACUCUUUACCAAAAGAUAUGGAUGAGAAAACAGAUGAAGAACAACCUUUGACUGCAUGUAACCAGUACCCAAAAGAGGCAGUAAGGAAACGCCAGAAUUCUAGUAGAAGCUCCAGAGGUAGCGACUCCUCCAGGACGUCCAGGAAAAGCUUCAGGCUGGAUUACAGGCUAGAAGAAGAUGUAACUAAAUCAAAGAGAGGCAAAGAUGGGAAGUUUGUCAACCCAUGGCCAACAUGGAAAGCACCAUCGCUGCCGAAUAUUUUGAAGUGGGCCCUCAUGGAAAAAAAUAACAGCAAUAUCCCAUGUUCCAAACCGGAACUUGAUAAAGAGCUUCCAGUAUUAAAACCUUACUUCAUUCAAAACCCUGAACAAGUUGGGAAGACUGGAACAGGCAUGCGAGUCACAUGGUUGGGACAUGCUUCAGUUAUGGUGGAGAUGGAUGAACUUGUAUUUCUUACCGACCCAAUCUUCAGCCAGCGGGCUUCCCCGACGCAGUUUGUGGGUCCAAAGCGUUUCCGAGGACCUCCAUGUACAGUAGAUCAACUACCCAAAAUAGACGCAGUGAUGAUCAGCCAUACCCACUAUGACCAUUUGGACUACAAUACUGUAGUGAGUUUAAAUGAGCGCUUUGGUAGUGAACUGCGAUGGUUUGUGCCCCUUGGUCUUUUAGACUGGAUGCAGAAAUGUGGCUGUGAGAAUGUGAUUGAGCUGGACUGGUGGGAAGAGAACUGUGUCCCUGGUCAUGAUGCAGUUACCUUUGUUUUCACCCCUUCGCAACACUGGUGCAAGAGGACAGCAACAGAUGACAACAAGACUCUUUGGGGCAGCUGGUCUGUCUUGGGGCCCUGGAAUAGGUUUUUCUUUGCAGGAGAUACUGGUUACUGUGUAGCUUUUGAACAGAUAGGGAAACGGUUCGGACCCUUUGAUCUUGCUGCCAUUCCCAUUGGAGCCUAUGAGCCAAGGUGGUUUAUGAAAUAUCAGCAUGUGGAUCCCGAAGAAGCAGUAAGGAUUCAUAUUGAUGUUCAAGCAAAGAAGUCUGUAGCGAUUCAUUGGGGAACAUUUGCUUUAGCAAAUGAGUAUUAUUUGGAUCCUCCAGCUAAACUGAGCGAAGCCCUUGAAAGGUAUGGCUUGAAAACAGAAGAUUUCUUUGUCUUGAACCAUGGAGAGUCACGAGACUUGAAUACAAAUGAUGAUGGAUUUGAAUAAUAAAAAACUGGCAAUUCCUUGUGAGCCUUGCUUGAUUUGAACUAGGAGCUCAAUUUAAAAGACUGGUGGGUUGCAAAGUGUUUGUAUUUUGUUUUGGAUUCUUUUUUGGGGGGGGUUGUUUUCAAUUUGGACUGAAUUUUUAGAUUCCUGGUUUGUGUUGAUUUCACAAGUAAAACCUUGCAUACCAGCUUGAUUUAUAUGAUUGCUAGUUAAUUGUUUAUGAACUGAAUGGAACACUAAUGAGUGAUUUCAAUGCUAAUUAAUAUAAAAGGUAGUUCUUGAAAUGCCUUGUAAUUUCAGCUCUUAGGAAAUCACAGUUGCAAUGAUGAAUACAUUGAUUCUAUUUUAAUCCUUUCAUUAUCAGCUUAUAUAUACCAGCAAUAACAACCUCAGUACAGGUCAUUUUCUUUGGAAGUUAUGACUGACUUGAGUUAAUGAUCUCCAGAGAACUGUCUCCUCCUAUUCAGUCAUUAAUCCUCAGGACGUGCUGUGAGCUUCAUUGCUUAAAUACAUGGGUGUUAAGGGGUGGUGUCUUCCAACACAACUGUGUUGCUAAAGCACAUAAAAAGCAAAACACUGAUUUACAGAAUGCCUGUAUGUAUUUAUUGUGAACCAAUGAAAAUUUGAGUUUCAAACUGAUAUAAAGAAAUGUGCCUUCAUAAAGAGAGAUAUUACUUAAGUUUGCAUCAUUAAUGCAUACAGCUAUAACUGCUGGCCAGAAUAUCUGUACAUUUUUAUUGUUUUGUCAAUAUUUUUAAGAUCUUAUCAUGGGCUUAAAUACUUCUGUUGUUCUGAGACUUUUGCUUGUAAAAUACAGUACAUAAAACUGUAAAAACCCUUACAUUUUGCUCCCUGUAAAUGUCUUGAUUCAUGCUUUUCUUUGCAUAUUUUUAAGAGGUGUGAGCUCUUAAGCACAGAGGUUUAGAAACUUUUUUUUUUGAAGCCUGAUGUUGGAUUACAAAAUUGUUCAUUAUUAUACAACCUGGCUAACCCUGCCCAUUUCAAAUUGCCAUGCUAAUUUCCAAAAUAAAGCCUGUUGUUGCCAAAUAA
This is a messenger RNA of Alligator mississippiensis (American alligator), 2662 nucleotides long. RefSeq names its product N-acyl phosphatidylethanolamine phospholipase D (gene NAPEPLD). Gene Ontology annotation, cellular component: cytoplasm; membrane-bounded organelle. The transcript has 5 exons. Bases 122 to 1612 code for a protein of 496 amino acids. Gene Ontology annotation, biological process: N-acylphosphatidylethanolamine metabolic process; N-acylethanolamine metabolic process. NCBI's taxonomy places the organism in Eukaryota, Metazoa, Chordata, Crocodylia, Alligatoridae. The record is from RefSeq and is a predicted model, not a curated record. Gene Ontology annotation, molecular function: N-acylphosphatidylethanolamine-specific phospholipase D activity; zinc ion binding.